Molecule: messenger RNA, 905 nt
Organism: Drosophila kikkawai
Lineage: Eukaryota; Metazoa; Arthropoda; Insecta; Diptera; Drosophilidae
Gene: Semp1
Product: Seminal metalloprotease-1
Biological process (GO): proteolysis
Molecular function (GO): zinc ion binding; metalloendopeptidase activity
Source: RefSeq, a predicted model, not a curated record
GUUUAGUUGGAUUUUUCUUGGCAAAAUGUUAGGAAUAAAAUUAGCUCUGAUUCUAUUCUUAAGCCGGGAAGUCUUAAGUAAACGUGAGAGGGAUCCUGAAAUACGGCCAGGAUACUAUCAAGGGGACAUCCUGAAUCGUGGAAUAAAAUUCCGGAAUGGGAUCGGCAAUAAGAUUUAUCACUGGCCAAAUGCCACUGUCCACUACGUGAUCCAGCCCAAUGUUUUUGACGAAGCUCACCUGGCAAAGAUCUUCGAGGCCAUGGCUGAUAUUAUGAGCAAAUCGUGUGUCGUAUUCAAGCUAGCCACGAAAAAUGAGCUUCCGUUUGCGCUCAACAUUACUGGAAAUAACGAUGGCUGCAAUGCCAUGGCUCUGGGCUUCAGGACGAGCUUAAAUGGGAUUAAUUUGGAGCCCUAUCCGAUUGACCAGGGUUGCUUCCGCAUGGGCUCUAUACUACACGAGUUCCUCCAUGCCCUGGGCUUCGAGCAUCAGCAUGUGGCCCAAAAUCGAGAUGAGUAUAUUCGCAUCGAGUGGGAAAAUAUUGACAAAGAAUAUUUCGUGAACUUUGUGAAUGAAGAUAAGACGACCACCUGGCAUGGCUUUGGCGAGCCCUAUGACUACGACAGCGUUAUGCACUAUGUACCCCUAGCUUUCAGCAGAAACGGCGAGCCCACUAUAGUGGCCCUGAAGGAGGGCAACCACAGAAUGGGCCAGCGGUUUGAAAUGAGUAAAACGGAUAUAAGAAAGCUUAACAAAAUGUACAAGUGUCACGGCCAUGUCUAAACUAAUGAUAUUGACAUGGUCUUUAGCUAGUGAAAGCGUAAAAUAAGCGAUGAGAUUUGGUUUAUAAUUUAGAAUGCAAUAAAUAAAUCAAAAUCCUAUCAGUUAUUUGGGACAGUGAACAUAA